GGUGGGGGGGAAAAAGUCAGAGAGAGACGACCUGCUCCCAGAAUGAAUCACUUCCCCUGUGCGAGCGCCGCGCUCUCCGCCAGCAGCAGCAGCAGCAGCAGCAGUGUCAGUGUGAGAGGCUGCGGCCGGCGCCGGGUCAUUUGCAUUAGCUGGAGGAGAGGAGGAUCCGCGCUCCCGCUGCCUCCCCCCCUGUGCCGCCCGCUCUCACUCUCUCCCUCUCCGCUCCUAGAAUGCUGCAGACCCUGAGUGACUGGUUCUGGUGGGAGCGGAUCUGGCUGCCGUGUAACUACACCUGGGAUGACCUGGAGAACAGCGAGGGCACCGGCUACGUGUCGCCUUCCCAGCUCUAUGUCACCCUCCCCUGUGCCCUGGUCUUCAUGCUGCUCCGGUUCGGCUUCGAGAGGGCCGUUGCUACACCUGUGGCCAGAUCUAUGGGGAUAAAGAGCAAAGUCCGACUAAAAGCCUCAAUUAAUCCGGUCUUGGAAAAUUUCUACAUCUCGUGCUCCAAACACCCAUCUGCAACAGAUACCUAUGGCCUGGCUAAGAAAGCCAAUCGUACAACGCUGCAGGUGGAGCGAUGGUUCAGGAGGAGACGUAAUCAGGAUCGGCCAGCGGUGCUGAAGAAGUUUCAGGAAUCCUGCUGGCGGUUCACCUUUUACUUGUGUGCUCUGAUCGGAGGGUUCGCUGUCCUGUAUGAUAAACCUUGGUUUCAUGAUGUUUGGGAAGUGUGGGUGGGGUAUCCAAAACAGGAAGUGCUGCCAUCCCAGUACUGGUACUACGUGAUGGAGCUAAGCUUUUACUGGUCGCUUCUAUUCAGUGUUGCCUCUGAUGUUAGACGGAAGGAUUUCAACGUACAAGUUGUUCAUCACUUGGCCACUAUCUUCCUACUGAACUUUUCGUGGGGUGUUAAGUAUAUCCGAGUGGGUACUCUGACUAUGCUGGUGCAUGAUGUUUCUGACAUUUUGUUGGAGGCUGCUAAAAUGUGCAGUUACGCUGAGUGGAAGAAGUCGUGCAAUAUCCUGUUUGCCAUAUUUGCAGUGGUAUUUGUCAUCAGUCGGCUCAUUGUUUUCCCAUUUUGGAUUAUUUAUGCCACGGUGGUCUAUCCCCUGUACUACUGUCCUCGAUUCUUCCUCUACUACUUCUUCAAUAUGCUUAUGUUCGUGCUCCAGUUCCUUCAUAUAUACUGGGCAUACCUUAUCUUCAAGAUGGUGAUGAAAAUGCUCUCUGGAAAAAUGUCUGGUGAUGAUCGGAGUGACAAUGAAGAAGACGACAGUGAGGAAAACGAGGACCAGCGAAUAACUAAUGGGGAUGGCAAGAAACGCAUAGUAAAUGGCCAGCAUGACCGCUAGCUUAAUAGCACUCUAUGAGCAGCCAUACUGUACCCCUGAUUUAUACAGAGAGCGCUACGCAAGACAGUAAUUAUCAUCAUUGGUUUUCUAGCCAGAUAUUCGACAGGGGCAGAGGACUACAGCUGGAGAUGUACUAUUGAUUGGGAGGCGAAUGGUCCUUUCUCUUGGGACCAACUAUAUUUGAGAUAAGGUCCAGUCUAUUUUCAGUUCCAAGUAUAAACAUAAAAUAAACAGAAAGAAAUACAAACAUAACAAAAAUAGAGCCUGCUUGUUCUGCUUUCUUGAAAGGCAACUGUUCACCUUUUUUUUUGCUAGAGAGGCGUGGAGUAUGAAGACCAAAGUAUCACCGCCUCGUCUGGAAGUACAAAUGGUUAAUUAACAAUGUGCGUGGGGGAUGUUAACAAGUUAAUCAAAUUUACUGUGUAUUCCAGUAGAGCCGACUGCCAAAUCCAUCAUCUUUUCUUUUUGGAUACAUACAGUCAACCUAUCCAGAGUGGAAGAGAACAGUCACGAAUUGCUCUAAACCCUCAACCAGCAUUACCCUGCAGGAACCUUCCUACCAGAAGAGGGUUAACGUCCCAGUGCUCUGAUGACAAUGUAACCCCACCUCAUCCUUGGCUCUAUUUAUACCACAUACAGGAACACAAGAGGAGCACUGUGUAAAAUACACACAAGAUUAGCUGUGCACAUGCUGUGAUCUCAUACACGAGGUGUGGGAGGAGACAGCUGGAUAACUCUCACUCAGCCUGCUUCAGAGAUGACCACGGAAGAGCUGGCGUUUCCAUUUGCCAUUAACACACAUUACUGCUGUGCCUGCUUUCAACAAACAGCAAGAGACUGUCUUGGACAUUGCUCUUGUAAAGGAUAUGCAACUUUUGUAAGACUUGCCAGUAUACACUUGGAGUUUAACCAAAGUCAUGUGUGGUCCAUGCACACCUGGGGAGAGAUGGACAGUCUGAUAGCUUUAAUGUAUACAUAUUACACAUAGAUAUUUGUUUCUUUAAUUGUAGCUUGUUUCUAACUAAAUGAGCUACUAGUACAUAUCGUCCUCUGCUAAAUGUAGAACUGAGACUGUUCCUCCCUCUUACGGUAACUCCAAUUUCUGAUGUUUUUUUUUUUUUAAAGUGCUGCCUUAAUGUACGUGUGGACCAGGUUCUUCAGAAGCUAAGUGCAACUUCUAAGUGUUGCAGUAUUUGUGACACCUGAAAGCUAAGUGCUCCAUUAUGUUAUUCUCUCUGGUAUCAUGUGGCUACAAAACAGAUUUUACAGUACUUAAGAGUUGUAAAUUGGGGUUUGUCCCAGUUAUUUUUUAUGAAGACUAAGCUGCAUGAAGUUAUACUCCAAAAACUCUGUAAGUCAGUGUUGUCUGCUGUGGACGGGUCAGGAGAAGAAAUUUUUAUGUUAGUCCUAAACAUUCUUUACACACACUAAUUUUAUAUUUGUAAUUUUGUCCACAUGUAAAUAAAACCACAAACCGUGAUAAAGCAUUAUGUUUUAUCUGCUUUAACAGGCGUUUGGAUUAUCUCUCUAUUUUGCAACAGUAAAAAACCUUCUGGGAGAAAACUU
Molecule: messenger RNA, 2915 nt
Organism: Pseudophryne corroboree (corroboree frog)
Lineage: Eukaryota; Metazoa; Chordata; Amphibia; Anura; Myobatrachidae
Gene: CERS3
Product: ceramide synthase 3
Exons: 10
Coding region: 231-1349 (372 amino acids)
Biological process (GO): ceramide biosynthetic process
Cellular component (GO): membrane
Molecular function (GO): sphingosine N-acyltransferase activity; DNA binding
Source: RefSeq, a predicted model, not a curated record